CUACAAUGCAUGAACCCCAUUCGCCAAUUCCCUUGGCUCGCCCUCUUUUUCCUAUCGCUUUGCCCGCCCUAUCAGAAACCCGAAAGGCUUUCCCAUUUUUCUCUAAACUGAACCUCGAUUAUUCCUCCUCGUUUGUUUGUUUGUUUGUUUGUUUGUUUAUUAUUAUCUCUUUCCACUUUCCACUUUCCACAAUUUCACUGCGUCUCAAACGGUCAACGUCUUCAAUUGCUUCAGUUUAUGGAGCUGAAAGAAAGUUCUGUAAAUUGUAAGCCUGCCGCCAACUCUUCUCUGUCUUUCUCUUAGCAAUGGCUGCCUCUCUACCUUCAUCAGCAUCAUCAUUAACCUCAACAUUCUCUACUCCAAAGACCCACCUAAAAUUUACUCUCAACCAUGACCGUUCCUCCAUUGUUCCCACCAAACAACAUCCUUUCAAAUCAGGCUUGCACGUAACCUUUCAAGCUUCCCACCAUUUUGGCCCUCUUCUUGUGAAAAGAGCUUCUUCAGAUGGGGUUUUUGACGCAGUUGAGGAGAAUGGGACUCUGCCGUCCUUCGAGGAACGGCCGGUCAAAUUGCUAUUAUUUGUAAUAUUCUGGGCCUCUGUAUCCCUGGCUUGGUUUGCGGCUUCUGGGGAUGCUAAUGCUGCUAGUGAUUCAAUUAGAGCCUCGAGCUUUGGACUGAAGAUUGCGAGUAAGCUUCGGAGUUCAGGCUGGCCUGAUGAGGCCAUUGUUUUUGCACUCGCUACCCUUCCUGUGCUUGAGCUUCGUGGGGCUAUUCCUGUUGGUUAUUGGAUGCAACUCAAACCUGUUCUCCUAACCGUCCUAUCCAUUCUCGGGAACAUGGUUUCUGUGCCUAUCAUCAUACUAUAUUUGAAGAAAUUUGCAUCUUUUCUCGCUGGGAAGAACCGGUCUGCAUCUCGGUUCCUUGACAUGCUAUUUGAGAGUGCCAAAAAGAAAGCUGGUCCUGUGGAAGAGUUCCAAUGGCUUGGUCUGAUGCUGUUUGUGGCUGUGCCUUUCCCUGGAACAGGAGCUUGGACAGGAGCCAUGAUAGCUUCUAUUCUUGAGAUGCCAUUCUGGUCAGGUGUAUCUGCAAAUUUCUGUGGUGUUGUGUUGGCUGGGCUUCUGGUAAAUUUGCUGGUAAAUCUUGGUGUCAAGUAUGCCAUUGUUACUGGAGUUAUCCUCUUCUUUAUUUCCACAUUCAUGUGGAGCAUCCUUCGAAAUCUUAAGAAGUCUUCAAGUUCACCCAAGUGAUAAA
Molecule: messenger RNA, 1251 nt
Organism: Juglans regia (Persian walnut)
Lineage: Eukaryota; Viridiplantae; Streptophyta; Magnoliopsida; Fagales; Juglandaceae
Exons: 2
Coding region: 306-1247 (313 amino acids)
Cellular component (GO): chloroplast
Source: RefSeq, a predicted model, not a curated record